Molecule: messenger RNA, 450 nt
Organism: Didymodactylos carnosus
Lineage: Eukaryota; Metazoa; Rotifera; Eurotatoria; Philodinida; Philodinidae
Source: the annotation of a GenBank genome assembly
AUGAAUGAACGUCUAGAGACAGAGUUUAUGAAAGGUAUCGUGCACGUAGCAACAAUUGCGGACGCAUGGAUACUAACAACAGGAUUAAACAGUGGAGUAGCUAAGUUAGUUGGCGAUGGUAUUGCUCAAUCUCGUUUGCUAUCAAAACAGCAGAAAGAAGUGAUUGCCAUUGGAUUAACUCAAUGGGGAAGUUUAACAGAAAAAACGAGGAGUUUAUUUAAACAAAUAUGUAUCACCGAAAAUGAAGCGGAACAGAAUAUUAUUGGAACAAAAUUACUGAACUUGAGGGACAGUGAAACGCUUGAAUGGAAUCAUACCUAUUCGUUGAUGUUUGACAAUGGGCAAUUGAACACAUAUUUAAGCGAUUAUCAACGAUCUGCUUUUGUCCAAGCAGCUGUGAACGAUCUCAAUGAUCCAGAUAAUCCACAUCAUUCAAAAUACUGUGUGUAA